GACAUUCUAGCUGCCAUGGCCGCCGCCUCCCGGGCCCGGGUCGCGCACUUGCUGAGGCAACUGCAGCGCGCAGCAUGCAAGUGUCCAGCACAUUCUCAUACUUACUCCCAAGCUCCUGGAUUUUCAUCUUCUGAGAAAACAACAGAUUAUGCCUUUGAGAUGGCUGUUUCCAAUAUUAGAUACGGAGCAGGAGUUACAAAAGAAGUAGGCAUGGAUCUGCAGAACAUGGGAGCUAAAAAUGUUUGCCUGAUGACAGACAAAAACCUCUCCCGGCUCCCUCCAGUACAAGUAGUUAUGGAUUCCUUAGUGAAGAAUGGCAUCAACUUUAAGGUUUAUGAGGAUGUGAGGGUGGAACCAACAGAUACAAGCUUCAAGGAUGCAAUUGAGUUUGCCAGAAAGGGAUCAUUUGAUGCCUAUGUCGCUGUGGGUGGUGGCUCCACCAUAGACACCUGCAAAGCUGCCAAUCUAUAUGCCUCCAGCCCUCACUCAGAGUUCCUUGAUUAUGUCAACGCCCCUAUUGGGAAAGGAAAGCCCGUGUCUGAGCCUCUUAAGCCUCUGAUUGCAGUUCCAACUACCUCAGGAACCGGGAGUGAAACUACUGGGGUUGCCAUUUUUGACUAUGAAUGCUUGAAAGUAAAAACUGGCAUUGCUUCACGAGCCAUCAAACCCACACUGGGACUCGUUGACCCUCUGCACACCCUCCACAUGCCCAGCCAGGUGGUCGCCAACAGUGGCUUCGAUGUGCUCUGCCACGCACUGGAGUCAUACACUGCCCUUCCCUACCACAUGCGGAGCCCCUGCCCUUCCAAUCCCAUCACACGGCCAGCGUACCAGGGCAGCAACCCAAUCAGUGACAUUUGGGCAGUCCACGCACUGAGAAUCGUUGCUAAGUACCUGAAAAGGGCUGUCAGAAAUCCUGAUGAUCUUGAAGCAAGGUCUAAUAUGCACUUGGCAAGCACUUUUGCUGGCAUUGGCUUUGGAAAUGCCGGUGUUCAUCUGUGCCAUGGAAUGUCCUACCCAAUUUCAGGUUUAGUGAAGACAUAUAAAGCAAAAGAUUACAAUGUGGAUCACCCACUGGUGCCCCAUGGCCUUUCUGUGGUUCUCACAUCCCCAGCAGUGUUCACGUUCACAGCCCAGAUGUUUCCAGAGCGGCACCUGGAGACAGCAGAAAUAUUGGGAGCGGACAUUCGCACUGCCAAGAUCCAAGAUGCUGGGCCUGUAUUGGCAGAUGCACUCCGGAAAUUCUUAUUUGAUUUAAAUGUUGAUGAUGGCCUCGCUGCCAUUGGUUACUCCAAGGCCGACAUCCCUGCAUUAGUGAAAGGAACGUUGCCCCAGGAAAGGGUCACCAAGCUUGCUCCCCGUCCCCAGUCAGAAGAGGAUCUAUCUGCUCUGUUUGAAGCAUCAAUGAAACUGUACUAGUUGCCAUUUUAAUUGAAAGAAUUGCCAGCAUCCACUGUAGUUCUGAGAACAGAAGUUGACCUGGCUAGAGAAUUGUCUUUUCAUCUCCACACAUAACUUACUUGCUACAGUUUGAAUGUAAUAGAUAUAAAUUUAUCCUAGGAGAUUCCCUGAUGUUCAAGCUAUUUCCAUAAAAUAAGCUAGACAAAUGCUCACUAUAUCAGACCCGUGGCCCAGACUUCAGGUGUUAGUGUUCUUGUGCCAACUCCACAGAAUACUCUGCCUCUAUUCCAUGUGUCAAAUGGGCAAAAACUCAGUAUUUUAAAAAUAUGUAAAUGUACUUAUGCUGUGCCCAGUAUGCCUAGAAAUUUAUCCUAUAGAAAGACUAGCACAAGAGGCAGGGUCUGUAGCUCAGUGGUAGAGCACUUGCCUAGUAUAUGUGAAGCACUGGGUUCAAUCCU
Molecule: messenger RNA, 1859 nt
Organism: Marmota flaviventris (yellow-bellied marmot)
Lineage: Eukaryota; Metazoa; Chordata; Mammalia; Rodentia; Sciuridae
Gene: Adhfe1
Product: alcohol dehydrogenase iron containing 1
Cellular component (GO): mitochondrion
Molecular function (GO): alcohol dehydrogenase (NAD+) activity; metal ion binding
Source: RefSeq, a predicted model, not a curated record